Molecule: messenger RNA, 3780 nt
Organism: Oreochromis aureus
Lineage: Eukaryota; Metazoa; Chordata; Actinopteri; Cichliformes; Cichlidae
Product: protein phosphatase PTC7 homolog
Exons: 6
Coding region: 337-1230 (297 amino acids)
Source: RefSeq, a predicted model, not a curated record
GCAGCUUUGUGUCCCGUGGAAACAUGUCGGGGAGGAGAGAGCCCGGUGGAGGAACUGCUUCGUCUAUGAAAUGCUCACCUGAGACAUAAACCGAAAGCGACAGAGUCAGAAAGGAAACGGCGGCGUGUUUGUUCGAGUUUGGAGCAACUGCAGCCUUCCGCUGUCACAGAAGCGAGCCGGUCGGGAUCGGAUGGACGACUAAAGACAGACAGCCGGGGCUUGAUCUGAAGACUUAGCCUCGCAGGCAGGUGGUCGAGCCGGUUAGAGAGAAAGAGCGAGAGAGGGGGGACAGCGUGUACGGUCUCGGAUCAGAACGGGGUUUCUCCUUGCUAGGGGAUGUUAUCCGUACUGUCUUAUGGCAGACUGGUAGCCAGGGCUGUCCUGGGCGGACUCUCUCAGACGGACGGUCGGGACUACAGCCUGAUCACGGCCAGUUAUGGUUUCGGUAAAGACUUUCGCAAGGGGAUCCUGAAGAAGGGGAUGUGCUACGGUGAUGAUGCUUGCUUCAUUGCACGGCACAAGACGGCUGAUGUCUUGGGCGUAGCAGAUGGCGUAGGUGGUUGGCGGGACUAUGGUGUCGACCCAUCUCAGUUCUCUGCAACCUUAAUGAAGACCUGUGAGCGACUGGUGAAGGAGGGUCGCUUCACACCCGGUAAUCCAGUGGGCAUCCUGACCUCUGGCUACUAUGAGCUCUUGCAGAACAAAGUUCCCUUGCUAGGAAGCAGCACGGCCUGCAUCGUAGUUUUGGAUCGGCGGAGUCACAGGCUACAUACGUGUAACCUUGGCGACUCUGGCUUCUUAGUGGUACGUGGUGGAGAGGUGGUUCAUCGCUCGGACGAGCAACAGCACUAUUUUAAUACACCCUUCCAGCUGUCCAUCGCUCCUCCGGGAGCCGAGGGAGUCGUGCUCAGUGACAGUCCCGAAGCGGCUGACAGCUCCUCUUUCGACGUGCAGCUUGGUGACAUCAUCUUAACCGCAACAGAUGGCCUCUUUGACAACAUGCCAGACUACAUGAUUCUUCAGGAGCUCAAAAAACUCAAGACGACCAACUAUGACAGCAUCCUGCAGACUGCACAGAGCAUUGCAAAGCAAGCUCAUGAUCUUGCCUACGAUCCUAAUUAUAUGUCCCCUUUUGCACAGUUUGCCUGUGACAAUGGCCUGAAUGUAAGAGGAGGGAAGCCAGAUGACAUCACGGUGCUGCUCUCUAUCGUGGCCGAAUACACAGACUAAAAUGUGUGUGUGUGCGUGUGUGUUUGAGUGCGCUUCUCUGGGGCUGUUCCUUCCUCGCCGCCUGCCUGAGUCUUCCACCUGCGGCCCUCCCGAAAUGCACUGCGUCCUGUGGGGCUGACAGGGGAGGCCCGCCAACACCACGGCACACACUCCUUACAGCACGGCCCGUGUUAACAUUUAGUUUUCUUCCGCUGGUUUUGUUUUGGUGCUUGAGCGGCUGAGGGAAGGCAGGCAGCUGGAACGUUUUUUGGGGGGGUUUUUUGUUUGUUUUUUUCAUGUUGAUCGUGAUGCAGGAGGAGCAGAGAGAGAAGAGACGGGCUGGCAGAUGCCUUUCAUUCUUCCACUUCUCAUCCUGUAGCAUCAACAUCUUUUUCAAUGAUGUAACGGCCCAGGACAGAUGGACGGCCUGUAGGCCUUAAAAUCUGAAAUAAAAAUGUGAUAAGGAGUAAGCCAUGGGUUUGGAUUCUUUAGAGCGUAGUGACAGAGUUAGCAGGUGAAACCUGGCUAUCGGUCUCUGUUGUUAAUCUGUUCCAUGCGGUAAAUGUGUUUGAACAAAGCAUGUAGACUAGACUGAGGAAGCUGCUGCUGGGAUGUUGUUUGAGUAUGAAAUGUACGAGUUGGGAUUAAGUGUCUUUGCUCAGAUCAAAACUCUGUAAUGAGAAACUGUAACACUUAUUAAAGCUUUCACAUGAAGGUUAAUCAGGUUUUGUCGCUUGGCCGAGGGAACCGCACCUCCUGAUGAGUUGUAAAUAUUUUUGUUUUUUAGAAACUUGUUCUGGCCUUUCUGUUGUCUUUCAAUUGGUUGUUAAAGCGAAGAGCUGUUUCGUUACUUUAUGGAAGAUCUACACAUGCUCUCAUAUACUUUCUUGUACAGAUACUAAUCUCGAGGUGAUUUUCAUCAAUACCACGCUUCCGCUUGAAAGUGAACAAGCUGCUUCCUGAGAUUAAUCUCUGAAGCAGUCGUGUUGCAGAAAGGCCGUUAAAACAUGCGACUGGUUUGUGUGGCAUAUUUGAGAAGUUGUACGUAAUGUUUAUAUUUGUUAUAAAGCUCAAGCUAGCAUCUGGGAAUGCUUACAAUUGCAGUGAUAGGUCAGGAACAAAUUUAAAGGAGAAAGAUGUAUUUUUUAAACCUUAUUUUGUUUUAAAAGCUACAGACUGAAGCAUAUGCAGAUGUGACAUGCGUCCCGUGGAUGACUAAAAGAACCAUGUCUCUUAAAAAAAAAAAAGAAGAAAAAAUGUGCAUUGUGUGAGUCUGCUUCAAAUGUUUUGCUUCUCUGUCCCUCAUUUUCCUGUUUCAUUUGUUUGCUGCUGUUUUUGUUAUUCACGUAUGACUUGAUUUACAUAAACGCUGUGACCGUGAUUGCGACGAGUGCAUAAACGUGCGCGCUGGAUUUCACCAAACUACACGAAUCAAAGACACUGACGAUACCGUUCUGCUUAUGAGGGUCUAACACUUCACCUAAGUGUUGUGGAUAAACUCUUUACAAUUUAAAAGCAUGUGCACCAAAGACACAUUUUCUUUCUGUAUCUCAUUAUGCUCUUCUUUUGACACAAAAAUCAUACAGCAAUACUCUAAAUACUCUAAUUUUCUUGUUCUAUGUGUGUGUGAUGGCCAGAGGUCUGUGUGGAAAUGUUCAGAAUUACAUUAAUGUAUUUUCUAUGCCUAAAGUUGUAUCAUAUUCUUGGUUUUAAGUUAUAUGUGACUGGUUAUCUGUAAGUAACUAUAAAGACAGGUUUUUAAAAGAAAAACCAAAGAAGGGAAGCCAUAGUACACGAUUAGAGCACUGCUCUGGAAGCACCACUGUAAUGGUAACAGUCACUGUGGUGCUCGUCUAACAAUCACGGUAGAAGUUGUACUGUUGCUGCCAUACUUGAAUCCACUGAUCCACCAUGCAUUUUAUUAGUAGAGAGCAGUUCAUAUGUGCAAUUUGGCAGCAGUUUGUGCUACGAUUACAUUUCACAUCAAAUUGGGCAGGUUUUUCUUCCUCAUAAACAUAAUGGGGGUAAUGAUUUGCAUAUCUGUCCUGCUGUCUUCAUUGUUUUUGUUUUUGUCUGGUUUCUAUUUUAGUUACUGGUACCUUUUUUCCCAAAAAAAACUUAAUUUCUCACUGCUUUAGGCUCUUCUUGUCUUUGAGGGGUUUGUGUAAAAUAAGGAAAUGUCUGUUUCUCAAAUAUACGUAGACCUAUAUUUGACAGAGAGACGUAACCCUUCUGCAGGAGGGGGUGUGAACUUGCAGUAUGAGGGUGAGCACAGUUUCAGCCUUAACCAAUAGCUAGACCUGUAAUCAAGAGGCCUUUCCUGUCAUUGCAAGCUUGUGUCGUCCCUGCCGUGUUGCCCGGUGUUUGAUGUAAAUGAAAUGUGGACAUGUCUUUUUCUCUUGUAAAGCCGUUCUCAAAGGUGCUUCUGCAGUCUGUAUGGUAUGAUUGUCCUGUUCCCAGCAAGCGUAUGAAAGAUAAACUUAUGUCUACAGUGAAACAAUGCAGGUCUAAUUUAUGUAAAUAUGUUUUCAAAUAUGUACAAUAUUUAAAUAAAGAACCUAGUAUUUAUAC